UGCUAUCAGAGAGACCAAAAGAAAUGUAUCCUUACAAAGUCGGGCGAACCUAUUAAGGUGGCACAUAUUUAUCCGUUCUCGAUGCGGCAUGAAGACAAGAACGUCAAACAAACUGUCCCCUUUUGGCGGGUUUUGGAAAUGUUUUGGUCGAAGGAACGAGUCGAUGCAUGGCACUCUGCAGUUUUCCCACAUGGCACAGAGGUUUGCCAGAACCUGAUCUGCCUUGCCCCACAUGCCCAUGCGUAUUGGGCGCAGGCAUAUUUUGCCCUGAAGCCAAUCCGAAUAUCAGAGGACAAAAAGUGCUUGGAAGUACAGCUGUUCUGGCUAUUACAAAACGCCCGCCGUCCAACCGUACAGGUUCAAACAGUCCCUUCAUUAGCAGCCCUGGAUCUAGGACCGAACUCGGUAAAACUUUUCGAUAACCAGACCAACCAGCUAAUCUCUUCCGGGUCUGAGAUAUCUCUCACAACUGACGACCCAGUACUACGGCCGCUGCCUGACAUGGCCCUAUUGGAGAUGCAAUGGUUUUUGCAUCGUAUAGCUGCAAUGAGCGGAGCUGUUGAACAACCCCAGGACAACUUUGACGAUGGUGACGACGAUGAC
This is a messenger RNA of Mytilinidion resinicola, 603 nucleotides long. RefSeq lists its product as uncharacterized. The transcript has a single exon. The annotation marks the transcript as partial. NCBI's taxonomy places the organism in Eukaryota, Fungi, Ascomycota, Dothideomycetes, Mytilinidiales, Mytilinidiaceae. The record is from RefSeq and is a predicted model, not a curated record.